This is a messenger RNA of Danaus plexippus (monarch butterfly), 3024 nucleotides long. RefSeq lists its product as uncharacterized. Gene Ontology annotation, molecular function: transmembrane transporter activity. Lineage: Eukaryota; Metazoa; Arthropoda; Insecta; Lepidoptera; Nymphalidae. Gene Ontology annotation, biological process: monoatomic anion transport; transmembrane transport. The record is from RefSeq and is a predicted model, not a curated record. The coding region runs from base 144 to 3008 and encodes 954 amino acids. The transcript is spliced from 15 exons.
GUAUGUCUUAAUUUGGCCAUAACGCAAAUGGUUAAAAGGACGGUUGCUGUGGAAGGUGAUCCUAAUUACGAUCCCGAUGCGUGUCCUGAUCCCAAUGUUGAUCAGACAUCGCAUCCAAGACAUUGGCUAACAUUACAUUGACUAUGUCCCAUUAUCUUCGUCAGGAUACAGGGCCCGUACUUUUCGAAUGGAGCGAAGCAACGCAAGGUCUUGUCCUUAGCGCAUUUUACUAUGGUUACGUGCUUACUCACAUACCCGGAGGUAUUAUUGCUGAACGUUAUGGUGGUAAAUGGGUUCUCGGAUUAGGUCUACUGUCCACUGCUCUCUGUACAUUUAUCACACCUUUUGCUGUUAAAACUGGUGGAGCAACUGCCUUGUUUAUACUUCGUGUUGUUGAAGGGUUUGGAGAGGGGCCAACAAUGCCAGGACUUAUGGCAAUGAUAUCUAAAUGGGCACCAAAAUCUGAAAGGGCUCGUAUAGGAGCAAUUGUUUUUGGAGGCGCACAAAUUGGAAACAUUGCUGGAUCUUAUUUCUCGGGUCUGAUUAUUCAUGCAGGUUCUUGGGAAAAUGUAUUUUAUAUGUUUGGUGGAUUUGGACUAGCUUGGUUUGCUAUUUGGUCUGUACUCUGUUAUAGCACACCAAAUACACACCCAUUUAUAUCGGAUAAAGAGAAAAAAUUCUUGAAUGAAAAUGUACAAGCCCUCAUCCAUAGCGAGAAACAAAUUUUAGAUCCAGUGCCAUGGAAAGCUUUACUCAGAUCUGUACCUUUAUGGUCUUUGAUAAUUGCUGGUAUUGGUCACGACUGGGGCUACUUCACAAUGGUGACAGAUUUGCCUAAGUACAUGACAGAUGUCCUUAAAUUUAACAUUAAGUCAGCUGGAUUACUAUCAGCGUUACCGUACGUCGCUAUGUGGAUUGCUUCGUUUUUCUUUGGUUUGCUAUGUGACUUCUGCACCAAGAGAAAGUAUCAUAGUAUUCAGAAUGCAAGAAAAAUUUACACUACAAUUGCGGCGACUGGACCAGGUAUCUGCAUUAUCUUAGCAUCGUAUUCUGGUUGUGACACUACUCUUGCUGUCUUUUGGUUUAUCGCUGCUAUGACCUUGAUGGGUGCUUACUACAGUGGAAUGAAAAUAAACGCAUUGGACAUAACACCGAAUUACGCUGGUACAACAACAGCAAUGGUUAAUGGAAUUGCUGCUAUUUCUGGCAUCAUUUCACCUUACCUGAUAGGUUUACUCACUCCACAUUCAACUUUGAAAGAAUGGAGAAUCGCAUUCUGGGUUUGCCUUGCCAUUUUGGUAAUAACCAACAUUAUUUAUCUAAUAUUCGCUAAAGGGGAACAGCAAUGGUGGGACGAUGUUAAGAGGUAUGGUUAUCCAGAGAAUUGGAAACACGGUCCUCUGCCAGUGAGACAAAAUGACACAGAAGGAUCAAAGAGUGAAAAAACCAAAGAGACAAUGACUCUCACAGGAUGGAGACUGAUCCUAAACAGGGUAAUAUUUAUACCACAGCGUUAUGUGUUCGGAAUCAUGGGUCUAUUCGCUUUGGCGAAUUCGUUCACGAUGCGGGUUUGUUUGAGCAUAACAAUAGUUACUAUGGUUACCCACGUGCCUGCCACCGAACACAUUCAAGGGGAAACUUGUCCCGAUCCUUCACUUGCGAUAUCAGACGGCUCAAUCAACAAAACUGUCAGCGCUGUGAUUGAAACGGCUCGUCAGAAAUAUGACUGGGAUGAGAAAACUCAAGGAUUAUUGCUCAGUGCAUUUUACUAUGGGUAUGUUUUGACUCAUUUACCUGGUGGCCUCUUAGCUGAGAAAUUUGGAGGAAAAUGGACCCUUGGGUUGAGCUUGCUUAGCACAUCAGUUGCCACCGUCUUAACUCCAUGGGUUGUUAGUAUGUGGGGUGCUGUGGGACUUUUUAUAAUUAGAGUAGUCGAAGGGCUGGGUGAGGGGCCGGUUACUCCAGCGUUUGUCCUUUUAAUGGCUCGUUGGGUACCGCCAUCAGAACGGUCACGAUUCGGUGCUAUGAUAUUCGGCGGGGCUCAAAUAGGCAAUAUCGCUGGCCCAUACAUCUCAGGAUUACUCCUUGCGGAUGGCGGAGAUUGGGCAAAUGUAUUUUAUGUGUUUGGAGGGCUCGGUAUAAUAUGGUUUAUCUUUUUCAGCUUACUCUGCUAUAGUACACCGAAUAGUCAUCCAUUCAUAUCGGAUGAAGAACGAAAUUAUCUGAAUGCUAAUAUCGUUGCUUCUGGUUUGCACAAAAAAUUACCACCAGUUCCGUUUAAAGCCCUGCUUCGAUCCGUACAACUAUGGGUUUUAGUAGCGGCUGCUGUUGGCCAUGACUGGGGCUACUUCACUAUGAUAACGGAUCUACCGAAAUAUUUCUCCGAUGUGUUAAAAUUUAACAUAAAAGACACAGGACUCAUGUCUGCACUCCCAUAUAUUGCUAUGUACAUUUGCUCUUUCAUUUUUGCUUCGUUUUGUGAUCUUUGCAUCAAAAAGAAAUGGCACAGCAUUACAACUGGAAGAAAAAUUUAUACAACUCUAUCUUCAACAACACCGGCUAUUUUUAUUAUUCUGGCUUCGUACUCGGGCUGCGACCGCACUCAAGCGGUGGGAUAUUUCGUGGCAUCUAUGGCCUUUAUGGCGGGUUUCUAUAGCAGCGUAAAGAUCAAUGCCAUGGACAUCGCUCCGAACUACGCUGGUACAUGCUCUGCCUUUGUAAACGGAUUGGCUGCGGUAUCUGGAAUUAUAACGCCAUAUUUGGUUGGUCUUUUGACACCCGAUCAAACACUUCAACAAUGGCGAUUAGCGUUCUGGACAAUUUUUGUAGUACUUAUUGGUACUAAUAUUCUAUAUGUAAUAUGGGGUUCUGGUGAGCAACAAUGGUGGGAUGAUGUGGAUAAACUUGGGUACCCAGAGAAUUGGAAACAUGGACAACUCAAGACCAGACAAGCAGACACCGAGAAGAAAGUGGUUCAUCCAAAGCACGAUCACUCACCGGUGCUGUAGAAAAUAAAUAAAUGCU